GGAGCCUAUGGCGUGGCAGCCGCCCGCCCGUCCCCGCCGGCAGCAGGUUCCCUCUGCCAGCGCUGCGGAGCUGUCAAAGCAGCAGGGGUGGCGCCGGGAGCGGGAGCGCCGCACAGCUCCAGGUCCCGGCUCCAGCUCCCUGCAGGGGUCCCCAAGCCCUGGCGGCAGUCAUGAAUGGCGAGGAGCAGUACUACGCGGCCACGCAGCUCUACAAGGACCCCUGCGCCUUCCAGCGGGGCCCGGCGCCAGAGUUCAGCGCCAGCCCCCCUGCGUGCCUGUACAUGGGCCGCCAGCCCCCGCCGCCGCCGCCGCCGCCUCCGUUCGCCGGCGCCCUGGGCGCGCUGGAGCAGGGCGGCCCCCCGGACAUCUCCCCGUACGAGGUGCCCCCGCUCGCCGACGACCCGGCGGUGGCGCACCUCCACCACCACCUCCCGGCUCAGCUCGCACUCCCGCACCCGCCCGCCGGGCCCUUCCCGGAUGGAGCCGAGCCAGGAGCCCUGGAGGAGCCCGGCCGCGUCCAGCCGCCUUUCCCGUGGAUGAAGUCUACCAAGGCUCACGCGUGGAAAGGCCAGUGGGCAGGCGGUGCCUACGCAGCAGAGCCCGAGGAGAACAAGCGGACGCGCACCGCCUACACUCGCGCGCAGCUGCUGGAGCUGGAGAAGGAGUUCCUCUUCAACAAAUACAUCUCUAGGCCGCGCCGGGUGGAGCUGGCCGUCAUGCUGAACUUGACAGAGAGACACAUCAAGAUCUGGUUCCAAAACCGCCGCAUGAAGUGGAAAAAGGAGGAGGACAAGAAGCGCAGCUGCGGGACCGUGGCCGCGGGCGGUGGGGACGCGGAGCCCGAGCAGGACUGCGCGGUGACCUCGGGAGAGGAGCUGCUGGCGCUGCCGCCCCCGCCGCCCCCCGGGGGUGCUGCGCCGCCGGCUGUCCCCGCCGCCGCCCGAGAGGGCCGCCUGCCGCCCGGCCUUAGCGCGUCGCCGCAGCCUUCCAGUGUCGCGCCCCUGCGACCGCAAGAAUCUCGGUGAGAGAUGGGGCUUCUCCCUGCCGAGUGGCUUGGGACCACUCGCAAAGGAGGGAGGGGCGGACCUAGGACCCCGGGUGUGACCACCGGUCCAGGCAGUUCGAUGCGGCAGGAGCUGAGCGGCCCACCCCAGACUGGAGGGGAGAACCCGCGCAUGAGGCGCCUGUGCCAACUGGGCGCGGUGGGGACACGCAGGCCGGCCUUCUGGAAGGAGAGACGUUUUCUGUAGUACCGGGGCUGCUUCUGCUGAUAUAUUGUUGGACGGGCGGCGUCCGCCGCUGUCCUGAAGGUCCCAGCGCUCCAGAACCGUGGGCCUCUUUAGAGAGGCCAAAUCUUCAAGACAGGAAAACCAUACAAAUUGGAACACCCCCCCAGCACAGCGGGCAAGCUGGACGCAGCGCCUUAAUCUGCGUAGAGCAGAGCCAUUCUUACUGCCGCCUACGCCUUAAGGUUUAGAAAUAAGAAUUGAGAGGCGACCUCUGAGGCUUCAGUGACCUAGUGAAAUUGAUGCUAGUGGAAUAGAAUAAUUCCCGGUCCUUUUCUUUUUUAAUCCUUUUAGCAGAGCCAUUUACUGCAACAUGCAACGGUCUUGCAAGGGUGGCUGGGCAGCCGCAGGGCCGAAGUGCAGGAGCGGUGCCAAAGUGCCUGUACUCCCCAUGUUGGGACCCCCCCCCCGCCCCCCCCCCUGCCGGCCAGGGGAGGUGGGCCUGGAGGGAAAGAAGGAUGGCCCCUUGAGCGAUCACUAAACUGGACAUAAUCUGGAGCUUUCUAUUCAGAAUGUGGAUUCAGUUCCUGGUCUCAGGGCAGCGACAACUCAGUGUGGGAGCCAAGCUGGGCAUCCUUGGAAACUCAUCACAGAGCCAGUACGAUUUCCACAUCCUUAGAAAUGAAGAUGUAUGUGCUGGGGGAGUUUAGGGGGAAAGUGGUUGCCUUCAUUUAAAGUUUUAAAAUUACCUAACAGGUCUUUACAAACAGAUCUGUGGUUUCCAGAUUGCUUGUUUCAGGGUCUGGGAUUUGCGUUCAGGUGAUAUUUGUGGAAAAUGCUUAAUAAA
Molecule: messenger RNA, 2073 nt
Organism: Phacochoerus africanus (Common warthog)
Lineage: Eukaryota; Metazoa; Chordata; Mammalia; Artiodactyla; Suidae
Gene: PDX1
Product: pancreatic and duodenal homeobox 1
Exons: 2
Coding region: 171-1025 (284 amino acids)
Biological process (GO): type B pancreatic cell differentiation; regulation of transcription by RNA polymerase II
Cellular component (GO): nucleus
Molecular function (GO): RNA polymerase II cis-regulatory region sequence-specific DNA binding; DNA-binding transcription factor activity, RNA polymerase II-specific
Source: RefSeq, a predicted model, not a curated record